Molecule: messenger RNA, 2960 nt
Organism: Anoplopoma fimbria (sablefish)
Lineage: Eukaryota; Metazoa; Chordata; Actinopteri; Perciformes; Anoplopomatidae
Product: ras-related protein Rab-8A
Exons: 8
Coding region: 67-687 (206 amino acids)
Biological process (GO): protein secretion; regulation of exocytosis; protein localization to plasma membrane
Cellular component (GO): endosome; plasma membrane; dendritic spine
Molecular function (GO): GTP binding; GTPase activity
Source: RefSeq, a predicted model, not a curated record
UUGCGCAGUGACGUCACUGCAUCUACACCGGGCGGGAUAUCCGCAGUAGUAAAGCUAACUAAUAACAUGGCGAAGACUUACGAUUACUUGUUUAAACUACUUUUAAUCGGCGACUCAGGCGUUGGGAAGACCUGCGUGCUAUUCAGAUUUUCAGAAGACGCCUUCAACUCAACGUUUAUCUCCACUAUAGGUAUUGAUUUCAAGAUCAGGACAAUAGAAUUAGAUGGAAAGAAGAUCAAGCUACAGAUAUGGGAUACAGCAGGACAAGAAAGGUUCAGGACCAUCACGACAGCCUACUACAGAGGAGCCAUGGGCAUCAUGUUAGUGUAUGACAUUACCAAUGAAAAGUCCUUUGACAACAUCAAGAACUGGAUAAGGAAUAUAGAAGAGCAUGCAUCAGCAGAUGUGGAAAGGAUGGUCCUUGGGAACAAAUGUGAUGUCAAUGACAAGCGACAGGUGUCCAAAGAGAAAGGAGAGAAGCUGGCGCUGGAGUAUGGAAUCAAGUUCAUGGAGACCAGUGCAAAGGCGAACAUCAACGUCGAAAAUUCCUUCUUAACCCUUGCCAGAGACAUUAAAGCAAAAAUGGACAAGAAGCUGGAGGGCAACAACCCGCAGGGCAGCAAUCAAGGAGUAAAGAUUACAGAACAACCCAAGAAGAGCAGUUUCUUCCGCUGUACGCUCCUGUGAGGAGACCCAAGUGUCGGCAUCCACCUUUGCCUUAACUGUGUCCCCCACUGGACAGAACUGGACAGAGCACACUCUGAUCACUCUUUUUAUUUUUCUUCACUUUUCUUCCUCCUUCUCUUUCUCUCUACUCUGAAAAACAAAUGUUUAUCGCUCUCUUGGUUCCCUUGACAACUGUGAAUCUAACUGCUGUGGCUUCUGUGAGAUGCUAAAUCUGAUCAUUAGAUUAACAGAUCCAACUUGAUUGCUUAGAUUGUAUUGACUUUUAAAGACUGCCUCCUUGUGAGACACGAGAAAUGAUCAAACCUUUUACUUUUUGCAAUAAUGUCUGAUUCCCAGAUGGUUUCUUUCACCUGUUGUCAGUGUCUUUUGGUGAAGUCUUAGUUAUUCGAUCCUUACCACUCAAAGUAGCCCAUAUUAUACUUCCAGAAAAGGCUAACUACUCCAAUAGGUUUCCUAAUUUUGAAUAUACUUCAUCUGUCGAAUAAUGCAAUGUAUGUAUCAAAGGUGAUGAGAGGACAAUCGAUCCUAUUACGCCACAUUUGUGUACUGACUUGGUGGCUUAGACUUUUAUACAUCCACAAUAGGUAAAUGCAACAUGUAAAUAUGUAUCAUUGAUUAUGAUUCACGAUAUGAGACGGUAAUGAGGAUGCAUUUUUCUCAUCAUAUCAACAUUGGGGUUUACAUGUCCUCUGUCCACCUUUUCUACUUGUGUCUCUCUGUUGAUUUCUUAGGCUGAAACAUUCCUCUUGUGAAAACUUGAAUGUGCAAUGUGAUGUGUGUGUGUGUGUGGGGGGGGCCCAGAUUUAGCCUUUUUUAAGUAUUCACAUGGUUGCAGUAAGACUGGGCUCUUGACCAAGUAUGCUUGUUUUAAGGGCACACAGAUUCCUUUUGUAGUUGCUUGCCAUUUUAGGUAUUGCAAUUUCUAUGGAUAAGAUAAGAUGUGAUUGGUCGUCGUUUAUUGGAUGCACUUCAACUGGUGGACUAGCAAUACCUAACUCUGACACUUGGAGGCAAUACAGUUACACAGCAGUGGCACAGAAAAGAAUCACAGCAAUGAAGAAAUCAUUGUUUUAUGCAUUCAUACUCCUUCCUGUUGUCAGUUCCAAAAGGGGGAACACGUACACAGCUGUUUUCUGGGCCUUGGAUAGGGGCUGUGCUGUAGCAGUAUUUAUGGAGAGAAACAAAAACAGCACCAAAAUGACAAAGUGCCCUUUUAUGUUCUUAUUGAUUAUUAUGCACUUUUCCUUUUUGUUCUUUCUGUAAAAGAAAAAAAUUCUUAACAUUUGCUGACUAUUUGUUGCAGUCACAAGCAAAGAAUAUCGAUGCACAAGUUAUUCAUGUACCUUAUCUGGGCUUCCUAAAAUCAUUUGAGCACUGAAACCUUGUCUUUUGAGUUAGUAUAAUGAAAAUAUACAGAAGGCCUUUGAUUUGGAGAUUUAUCUCCCAUUACAACAUUCCUAUCAAUUUAUAUUUCACUUUUUCUAGCUUCAUAUGCAUUUGCAUCCCCUUUGAUGCUUUUGGGAACCCCAGAUGCACCUACCCCUCACCCACCUAGUCUCUCUCUUCUUCCCUCCCAUGUCUCUUCUUGGUCCAAUACCAUGGCCACCUGAACUAUGCAUAAUGCAUAGAAAAAACCUCAAAAAGCUUUGCACAUUAUACUUGACAAGCUUUAUUUGAAAUUAGAAAUGUGCAAAUGAUUCUUGCUGUUAUAUUCUAUUGUAAUUGGUCGGUUGAGCUGUUUAUGCGCAAGAAUAGGAAAUGAAUUCAAAGCUAAAAUUCACUGCUGAUGUUAUACAGUGAGUGCAAAUCCUUUCUAGCGCUGCUGAGGAGACAUUGAAUUUAAUAUUUAACUGUGUAAUUGUUAACCUGUGGAAGUAAAUCAUUGCCGUUAACAUGUUUUGACUUUUGGCACAAUUUAGGUUUAACUUGCUCUCACGGGUUAAGUCAAUUCAUGCCUUGAUAAAAAAAAAAAUGCAGGUUUUUAGACCUGAGUUUGGCUUAAAUUUCAUCUAAAUUUAAUUUGAUUGGAGUGAUUUGUACUUAAAAUUUGCCAGGUCCAUGGUAACAUAUCAUCAGCAUUCCCUAGCUAAAUUUGGAUUUCAUCGCUGAUUAUUGAUGGAUUCCAUGGGGAAUAAAUUAAAUAAUUCAGCAAUUGUAAAUACGAUCUACAAUGAUUGUUCUGAAGGUUCGUAAAUCGUAUUGAUCUACACAUUUUGUAGAUAUGUGUUUUGAUGAUUUAUUAAAAGAGAUUCUUAAAUAAAUGUUUUUCAAUU